CUCUGCCUCCUUAUUGGUGUGAGCAUUUGGCUGUCCUGACUUGCAGCGAUGGCAGGCCUUUGAGAGUCAACGCUUCCUUCUGGUUGCUUCAAUGGCAACAUGUCAAACCAGUUUAUGCACAUGGGCAGGACCUGGAGGGGAGUUGGGGUGGAGGCGGGAGCCAUCAGCCUUGUCUUUGGUUCGGCACAAGUUACCGUUGGACACCAGGAUGCAGCAGAAUCCCAAAGUAUACACUUUUUUUCAACUGAGCUACUAAUAAAGUCGGAAAUGUUCCAUCACCUACAGUGUGUGACAAAGUUCUCAUCUGCAAAACCAACAGAAAAAAAAAAAUGUUGGGUGGGUGAACAUAAAAAAGAUGGGAGUGUGGUGUAGUUUGUACAGUGUUUUCGUGUUAAAUUGCAUGUGCGACCAAAAGUUCAUUGCCUACGUUUAAAAGUUUUCCAAAUGUGGAGCCCUAAUACAAUAAAGGAAUCGUUUGCGAAGAGGACGCUCAAACAGGUUACAGGUGGAUGUUUGCGAGCGUUCCUUUGUUUGCGUGUGUGCGCUGCUCUUUGUGCACACAGGUGUUGCACAACAGAAGAGUCCUCAGUCCUUCUGAAAGUCAGUGAUUUAUCUGAGCGGCGUUCACAGCGGAGGAGUUUCUGUGUGCCUCAUACAGACGAAUUGAUCUGGACUUCCAACGUGUCGUGUUUUUUGUACCCCCGUCCCCCUCCCCCGAAACAGCGCGAGCAGAAACAAGCCUUACAAGGUCGUGUCAUUUAUGGUGUGCAGAUUUAUCUGGUCCAACUACUUCGUCUGCACGCCGUCGCCGCACGGGUUGUUUUUCUUUCAUUUUCCUCUUUGUUUUCCUUGGAAUCAACGAAGGGGAUAAUAAACCACAACAGCGUGAAGAUGGAGACACCCAUCCAGGACGUGAAACCAGCAGUGGCAGAUACAAGGCUGCAGUCUGCAGUCUGCUUGGAAGGGUCGUGUGUGGACUACAACCAGAGAGUCAAACAUGCAAAGAACUUCCCUGUCAUUUCUGGAUAUUCGCAUUUAUUUACUGCAUCAUCGUCCUUGACAGAUGAUCAGAAGGUAUUACUGAAUCCCUCUGCUGUUGGAUUAUUGCUUGAGCCAAAGACCGCAACCCAGUCAAUCUCAGCUCUUUGCACCAGCAAGACAGAGGGUGAGACGAUGGGGCGGAAGAAUUCAGGGAGGAGGAGGUCCCGCAAGAAUUCUCAUGGGGAUCCAACCAGCCCUCAAGAGUGCACCUCACCAAAAACCCCCAUAAAUUUACCAAGUUCCCCUGACCCAGGUAAUACCAGUAAGACCCCAAGCUUGGUGGAGGACUCACCUGUGUUUGCCUUACCUGUAUCUGUUGUUGGCUCAGAUGUCGAUGUCCCAGAGGGUUUGCUUGUCUGUCCUUCCCCUUCUGAGCCAGCCACCAUGACAGUGGCCUCCCCGGAAAGAGGGUUUAGCUGCGCUGCUCCAGAGAACCCCAAACCAUUGAUGAUGCAUAUGGAGACUACAGGGUCAAAGCAAGAAUUGCAAGCUGAUAAGUUCUUUGCCAAGAAAGUACUGGUGAAUCCGGAGUUGGAUGACGAUAAUGACACAGGCUUUGAACAAACAAAACAAAAUGCGAGUGCUGAAGGGAAGGUCUCCCAGAUGUUUGGAGUGAAACAAUCACCAAAUCUGAAAAGGGAAAAUGUGGUCAAUCUAAAUACUGAAAGCACAGGCAAGAUAGCAGAUAAAAUCAGUCUUUUUGAGGGUCGGGUAGCAAACCAAGACAACAAAACUGGUCAUGUCACAAGGAGUGUGGAUCGUUCCUCAAGAUCAACAGAAAGACUAAUUGAAAGGGUUGCAUGGAAGUCACGGUCGGCUGACCGUGGGGUGACUUCUGGACCAGUUGGACCAGGAAAUAUGACAAAACCGUUUUUUGGACACUCUGUGGCUUUGAAAACAAAGACUGUCAGGGAAAGGGCUAAAGACUUCACAGAGAAUUUCCAGAGUAACAACAGAACAAGUGUUGUCACACACCGCAGUCCAUUUCAAAAAUCUACCCAGGGAGGUAAUAUCAUAGAGAGUAAUACUGACAUUGUGAUAUCAAAGUCCCAAGUGGAGAACACCCCCCCUGUGCCUAACGUCUUUUUAAGCCAAGAGAAGUUAAGGUCAAACCUUCAUAACAAAGACCUUAUUAUAAAAGACAGCCCCUCUAUUGUCUGUCAGGAUAGUCAGAACUAUAACAUACUGGAUGACCAGACCUCAGAAAAGUCUGUCACUUCAGUCUCUAAGAUGAAGAAAGAACAAAAAGUGGGAGGUACACAUAGAGCAAUGCCCAGCAGUGAAAGUGAACAAGAUCAGUGCUCUAUAAAUGAGAGAACCCCAACUACACAUGAGCAAACCUCAAUUAUUGUUACAGCAGUGGGGUCUGUCAAGAAUGAGGAUAAUAGAGGACACAAGUCUAACAAAAACAACCUAUUACUACAAUGUGGAUUGCAGGCAACAGAGCAAAUGGUGUCCACAAUCACGGAUGACACCGAUAGCAAACAAUCUAUCAGUGAUCUUACAAUCAAGGAAUUGAAAUCAGAUGUUAAAGGGACAGUGAGUGCCAAAGUGUUGACAAUACCGCUGAAACAGAAAGGGCCAAAGAUAAGGGUUGUGGGGAAAAUAACAGCUGAUGAAGUGAGAGACCUUUCAGAGACAUCACAAAACACAAUAAAAGUGCACCACCCUGGUCUGGCACCAUUACGUGAAGAAUCCUUGCAUAACCAAGCAGACUUAACUGCAGUGGCCACACGGGCAGAUAACAAGAUGAUACAGUCUGUUGCUAUUCUGUCAACAUCAGAGCUUAUCAAACCUCUGAACCGCACCAAAGAGGAAAAGACUACUGAAAUCAAAAUGAAAAAAGAGCACUCUGCCAAAGAGCAUAGUUAUACCUCACAGGUGGCUACAGAAGUAAAAAUUUCUGUAAAAUACCCAGUAAACAUAAAUAUCCCUGAAAUUCAACCUCCUGACAAGGUGUCUAAUGCAUCUGUAUCUGCUUAUAAAACUUUUGAAGGCAAAGUCUCUCAGUGUGUCACAGAUGACAGUGUGAUGAAACCUAUGAGAAAACAGAAAACACUAAAGGUCAACAAACUUCAAAGUGAAGGUUGGGCAAAACAGGAAAAAUUCUUGAAAAGUACAAAGAAAGAAGGUCAAUCUGAUCACACUGGUAUGGAAACAGAGAACUCUGUGAAUGAUUCCAGAAGCAAAAGUUCUGUGCAUGAUACACCUAAUGUGCAGUUAGAAACUUCUGGACUUAAAUAUGAAAUGUCAACAGGCAAAGUAUCUCAGCUAAUUGCACUGUCCCAACCAAAUCACAAAUCUGCUGACACGCAGAAGAAAACAUCUGUGAAAGGAACAGAUGAAAACCGUAAGGUCAGCCAUUCAGUUAACACGCAUCCGCACCAUACAAGUGUUGCUGCUGAUACCUCAUCUAGCUUUAAAUCUGCAGUGACUGACGUAGGUGAUUUGGCACCUGCUGUCAGUAUGCUCUCAGAACACACACCUUUUCAUGAGUCUCAUGCCGUGAGCAGGCACAGCCAUACAUUAGACAGGGAGACCAAUCAGCAUAAAAAUAUCCAUCCAGUAUCCGUGACAGACCUUCCAGUUAUCUCUAGAAGAAAGAGAACGAAGGAGGGAUUAUCUUUAGACUACGAGACAGACAUCACAAAUGAAAGUCUUUCUGGGUCCAGUCCAUCUUUCCUUCCGAAGGUAAAGAAGUAUGAGGCAAAACAAAAAGCGACCUCUCCUGUGAAUCAGUUGCAGAAAGGCAGGCUAGAAAGUUCACAGUGCCAGUCAGUAGAACAAAAUAUACCAGAGAAGGCCAGAAUCUCGGCAGUUAAAGAAACUUCACGAAAAGGAAUAGGAUUCCAUGAUCAUGACUCGUCAGAAAAACAGACAGACUCAUUUGUGAUGGAACAACAAGCAGAUAAUAAACUGAAACCACUUGACCCUAAAUAUUCAAUAUCUAAAGUAGCCGAGGCUAUAAAUGAUACUAACACCCAAGACAAAAAUACCACGAAAGGACAGGCUGAUGAUGCUGCCACUAAAGCAAAAAAGCCUGGGGCAAGUAAGUUGUCACCGGCUGUAGAUGUCUUUCCAAAACACACGUCUAUUAGUGUUUCUUAUGCAAAUUCAAGGACCCUGGACCAAGAGAGUGGGAAUAAUCAGCAAGAAAAUGUGCCUUCAGCACCAAUAAAGGACCCUCCUUUGAAGUCAGUAGAUGAAAACAGUAAGGGGGAAUGGCCAAAAACUAAGUUAGAAAGUCCUUCACAAAUCACCAUUUUUAAUCCUUCAAAGGAAAGGGAAUCGGGGCAAAACUAUAGACAGAUGGCUGCUACUGUAAGCCUUGCACUGAAAGGGGAACUGGAAGAGUCAAAAUGCUUGUCAUUGCAACAGAAAGAGCUGGACAAGGGUGAGCUUGGAAUUUCAGUAGAUGAAGACAGAAGCCAUUCAGACACAUCACAGAAAGGAAGACUGCACAGGGAGGAGAUUUUGCAACAUCAGACAGACUCAUCCACUGCAGCCACACAGAAAGAUUUCAAGCUGAAUCCACCUUUAACAAAACAUUCAAUGUCCGUGGUUUCCAAGUCUCAGAAUAAUAACUGCACUGCAGAGGAGAAAGCCUUGGAAAGCAGUGUGAAAAAAGAGCAGUCUGCUCAUGUGUUUGAUGCCACUUCUCUAGUGGUCUCACAAAUAAAAAAUUCAGUAAAGGACAUCAGCCACAAUGACACUGAGUGUCCACCUCCUAAUGAGAGGUCAUUUGAACCUAACAAUAAAGAUGUAGCAAGCAAAGCCCUUGAGUCCACAGAGGGACAGUUGCAAACAGAUAAGCAUCAUUGUGGUAAUGCAUGGAAGGAAGAAAUAUAUCUAAAAGUUAAAAGCAAAGCCCAUGUUGAAGAAAAGACUGUUUCUGCUAUAACUACCUCUGCUGUGGUUCCUGAGUUAGAAAAACUGCAGGUAAAUCAGAAGGAAGAAGUUCCAUUUGGAAACCAGUCAUUCAAAGGGCAACCAGAAAAGGGACUGCCAGCUGAAAGUCCAACUCAAGCUGAAAAUAAAGAAACUCAGCAUAUUUUACAUUUUACUGCCACAGAGACUAAUACUCUGAGUUCAGGGGAGGGAGUUGGGACAAUGGGGGCAAAAUCUACCAUCACAGAGACAACAGCAAAGGUGAAUCAGGAAAAGUUCCUAUUUGGAAGCCAGUCACCCAAAGGGGAACCAGAAAAGCCUCAGGGACUACCAGUUGAAAGUCCAACUCAAACUGAAAAUGAAGAAACUGAGCCUAUUUUACAUAUUACUGCUGUAGAAACUAAUACCCAAAGUACAUGUGAGGCAGCUGGGACUAUGGCGGAAAACUCUGGCAUUACAGAAAAAACAGUAAAGGCAAAUCGAAAAGAAGAGGUCUCAUCUGGAUGCCAGUCCCCCAAAGGGGAACCAGAAAAGCCACAAGGACAAUCAUUUGAAAGUCUAUUGCAAACAGAAAAAGAAACUCAGCCUGUUUUACAUGUCAGUGUUAUAGAGAGAAAUACCCAGAGUAUAGGGGAAUCAGUUGGAAUAAUGGAAGAAAAAUCUGACAUUACAGAGAAAACAAUAAUGGAAGAUCAAAAGGAAAAUGCCCCAUUUAGAGGCCAAUCACUGAAAGGGCAACCAGAAAAGCCACAAGGACAAUUAGCUGAAUGUCCAACUCAAAUUGAAAAUAAAGAAACUCAGCCUAUUUCACACGCCACUGUGACAGAAACUAAUACUCAGAGUAUAGAUGAGGUAGUUGAGACAAUGGGGGCAAAAUCUGGCAUUACAGAGAAAAAAGUAAAGUCAGACCAGAAAGUAAAGGUCCAGUUUGGAGGUCUCCUCCCCAAAGGACAACAUGAAAUGGCACAAGGACAAUCAGUUGAAAGUUCCCUGCAAAUAGAAAAAGAAACUCAAGGUACUUUUCAUGUCAUUGGUGCAGAGACGAAUACCCAAAGUACAGGUGAGGCCGUUGAGACAUUGGGAGCAAAAUCUACCAUCACAGAGACAACGGACAAGGUGAAUCAGAAGGAAAAGGUUCCAUUUGGAAGCCAAUCACCCAAAGCGCAGCCAGAAGAGCUACAGGGACAGGGAUCUUUAUCAUCUGAAGAUCAAGCUCGAAUAGAAGACAAAGAAACUCAGCUUAUUUUACAUCUCAGUUCUCCAGAGAUUAAUACGCAGAAUACAAGUGAGGAAGCUAGGACUAUGAGAGAAAACUCUGGCAUUACAGAGAAAACAGUAACGGCAAAUCAAAAGGAAGAGGUCCUUUUUGGAUUUCAGCCCCCCAAAGGGGAACCAGAAAAGCCACAAGGGCAAUCAGUAGAAAGUCCACUGCAAAUAGAAAGAGAACCUCAGCCUGUUAUACAUCUCAGUGCUAUAGAGAUAAAUACCCAGAGUAUAGGGAUGGCAGUUGGGACAGUGGGGGCGAAAUCUGGCAUUACAGAGACAGUGGUAAAGGGAAAUCAGAAGGAAGAGGUCCCAUUUGGAAGCCAGUCCCCCAAAGGGGAUUCUGAAAAACCACGAGGGCAAGCUGUUGAAAGUCCACUAGAAAUAGAUAAAGAAAAUCAACCUGUUUUACAUGUCACUGCUAUAGAGAUAAAUACCCAGAGUAUAAGGGAGGCAGUUGGAACAAUGGGGGCAAAAUCUGACAUUACAGAGAAAACAGUAAAAGCAGAUCAGAAAGAAAAAAUACCAUUUGGAAGCCAGUGUCCCAAAGGUCAACCAGAAAAGCCACGAGGACAAUUAGUCGAAAGUUUACUACAAAUAGAAAACAAAGAAACUCAGCCUAUUUUACAUGUUACUGCUACAGAGACUAAUGUCCAGAAUUCAGGGGAGGCAGAUGGGACAAUGGGGACAAUAUCUGGCAUUACAGAGACAGUGGUAAAGGUAAAUCAGAAGGAACAAGUCCUGUUUGGAAGCCAGUCACCCAAAGUUCAACCAGAAAAGCCUCAGGGACUACCAGUUGAAAGUCCAACUCAAACUGAAAACAAAGAAACUGAGCCUAUUUUACAUUUUACUGCUACAGAGACUAAUACUCUGAGUUCAGGGGAGGGAGUUGGGACAAUGGGGGCAAAGUCUACCAUUACAGAGACAACAGAAAAGGUGAAUCAGAAGGAAAAGUUCCCAUUUGGAAGCCAGUCACCCAAAGGGCAACCAGAAAAGCCUCAUGGACCAUUAGCUGAAGGUCAAGCACAAAUUGAAAACAAAGAAACUGAGCCUAUUUUACAUCUCUCUGCUUCAGAGACUAACAGUGAUAGUGCAAGUGAGGAAGUUAGGAAGAUGGUCCUGUAUUCUGGCAUUUCAGAGACAAAGGCUGGCUCCCGUUUUGAAGCUGCCAUAGGGUCUGAGGUGAGCUUUCUAACAAGCAAAUGGCAUCCAUCUCCUGAAGGGCAGCCAGCCAGAAAAGCAGUUCCCUCUAGCUGGCUGGAUGUUGAUCAAAACCUAACCCAGAAGAAACCAAAAAAACCCAAAGGAACCCUGAGCUCCUCUGUCAGUGAAGAAAACCUUUUUGACACCUCAGAUGAGUUAAAAGACUUCAUAGAGAAAAUUAAGAGGCUGGGUGCUCCGUUUGCUCUACCACCAAGGAAGCUUGGUCAGGUCAAGUUUCCCUCUGCUCCUUCUAAAAUGCCUACCAUCAAAGAAGAUUAUUUUGAGAAGGCUUUUGACUCAGAGGAGUUCCCGUUUGGACUAAGGAAGAAAACAGGCAAGAAAAAUCGAACUCCUGGGAUGUUGGGGAGAGUAUACAGCACUGAGGCCAGGGGCAAGCUGGAGCUAGAACAAGCUAACGCUGAGGAGAGCAGCAUUCUCUUUCAGUCACAUCACACCUGUGGCAAGGAACAGGAAGAGAAGAAGGAGAAGGAGUUGAAGGAUAUGACAGAGGAAGAGCCCAGUCCUUUUUCAUCACGCUUGGGAAAGAGCACUAUCUUUUCCAGCCUCCUGAGGUCCUCCUCCAAAGCCAAAAGGUCUGGUGAUAAGGUACAUUCUGCCCAAGGCAGUGCGGUUUCCACCAGCAGUGCCAUCAGCCCUUUAACUCCAGUGACAAAGACCACAGUGCAGCCGCUUCCUUCACCGGACAGGGCUUCAGCUGCUCAGGACACUGUAUCAGCAACAGCCACUAACCCAGGUCACAGUCCCGCAGCUGCUUUCCCUUUGGUCCCAGAGAUUGUGCUGCCUGAUCAUUCAGCAGAUGCCUUUCCCCAGGUCUGGAAAGCUCUGAUUAAAUCAGAAGACCAUCAGAAAUUGCAGCCAGGAACAGGGGUUGAUCCUCUGGUUCCCAGCACAAUGGAUCCAAAGAUCGACAUUGGCAUUCACACAGCAGAUGCUGGACCCUCUGAAAUACCGGGACAGACCUCUGCCAGCGUACUAGACAGCAUUGCCCCUGUCCCUGAACUUAGUGCAGGCAAUGUUACCUUCCCAGCUGUAAAAGGAUUCCACACCCGUCCAGGAAAGAUUGUGAUUUAUGAGCAAGCUCAGUUCAGUGGCAAGGCUUUUGAAGUGUUCAGAGACCUGAAGGAUUCUACCUCGCUGAAACUGUCCCCUGUCAUUUCUAUCAGGGUCAUCAGAGGAUGUUGGAUAUUAUAUGAGAAGCCUAGAUUUGAGGGGCGUUCCAUUGCUCUGGAGGAGGGACCUAUCCAGCUGAGGAAUAUCUGGGCUGAAGGAGGGUUAGCCGAACAAUCGCAUCAGACUUUGCCCACAGCCCCCAUUGUCAUUGGCUCCAUCCGCCUGGCCGUCAAGGACUACAGCAUUCCCCACAUUGACCUGUUCUCAGAGCCUCGAGGUUUAGGUAGAGUGAUAUCCUAUUUUGACAGCACAGUGGACAUCUGCAAUUUUGGGAUUCUACAGAGCACAGCAUCCAUCAAGGUCCACUCUGGGGUCUGGUUGCUUUACAGUGACCCAGGGUUCCAAGGCCUCCUGGCAUUGCUGGACGCAGGGGAGUAUCCCUGUCCUGAGUCCUGGGGCUUCCCUGCACCAUUUGUUGGCUCCCUGCGACCCCUGAAAAUGGGCGGCCUGAAAGUGGAGAACCCAAAUGAAGUAAAGGCCCUGCUGUAUGAGAAGCCAGGUUUUGAGGGGCCAAGCACAGAGGUCAAUGGGGAUGUUUUCAGCUGUGUAGAAAAGGCACAGGAAGAGAAGGACGGUGAUGCAAAAGCUUCAGAAUCAGUCAGCAAGGCACUGAGCUCCGUGGGCUCUCUGAAAAUAUUUGGAGGACUCUGGGUGGGGUAUGAGGAGCCCAGGUUUGAGGGUCCGCAGUAUGUCCUGGAAGAGGGAGAAUAUGUGGACUGGAGAGACUGGGGUGGAAGGAGUGAAAAGCUUCUAUCACUGCGACCUGUUCUGACUGACUUUCUGUCUCCACACCUGACGAUGUACAGUGAGCCAGACUUUGAUCCAAGAGGAAUCAGCAUUGACCUUGUAGGACCUGUCUUCAACAUGGAAGACACAAACUAUGGGACAAGGAGUCAGUCUAUAGAUGUCAUCAGAGGCAUGUGGGUGGCUUUCGAGAACCCGCACUUCUCUGGAGAGGUGUACGUCCUUGAAAAAGGCCUCUACAGCAAACCAAAUGACUGGGGAGCUCAUGACAUGAAAAUCUCCUCCCUGCAGCCUGUCCUUCAGGAUAAUAUGGGUAACUCUUCCAAAUUUAAGGUGCAGCUGUUCUCUGAGCCUGGGUUCAAAGGCACUUUCCGGAUUCUUGAUACCAGUGUUGCAGAGCUGCCAGAGGGUUUCUCCGUGGAGUCCUGCAGAGUGCUGGCAGGCAGCUGGCUCGGCUUCGAAAGCCAAGGUUUCGCCGGCCGCACCUACGUGCUCGAAGAAGGGAACUAUCCCGACCUAAGAGCCAUGGGAUGCUUUCCGCCAGAUUCCUCCAUUCGCUCCCUGCAAACUACUGGCUUUGAGUUCUCAAUCCCAUCCAUCACACUUUUCUCCAAACCACGCUUCAGGGGUAGGAAGGUGGUUCUGAAGAGUGGUGCAGUGAACCUGCAGCUGGCUGGGUGUGAUGGCCGGAUCCAGUCGGUGCUUGUGGAUGGUGGGAUGUGGGUGGUGUACGAGGGCAGCAACUUCCACGGCCGACAGAUCUUGUUGAGACCCUGUGAGGUGGAAGACUGGUGUAAAUUCAGCACCUGUCAGCGAAUUGGAUCACUGCGUCCGCUGAUCCAGAAACCGGUGUACUUCCGCCUGCGAAACAUGCGGACGGGCUUGCUCAUGUCACUCACGGGAACACUGGAUGAUGUCAAGCUUAUACGUAUCCAGGCAACAGAAGAAACUGGUGGCGCUGAGCAGAUCUGGAUCUACCAGGAUGGUCUGCUACAUUGCAAGAUGCUGGAGGACUGUUGCCUGGAGACCACAGGGAACAUGGUGAUGGCAGGCAGCAGGCUGGGCCUCUCCCCAGAGCGUGGGAAAGAGCUCCACUUCUGGAACAUCACUGCUGAUGGGCUCGUGCGCUGCUAUGUGAAACCGAACCUGGUGUUGGAGGUCAAAGGAGGACAGCAAUACGACAAACAUCAAGUCAUUCUAAACGUGUUUGAUGAAAACAAGCAAAGCCAAAGAUGGUUGCUGGAGAUCCUGUGAGAUCACCCAAAAUGUAUAACAGUAGCUCCCGUCAUGACCCAGGGCUCAGUAAAACAGCUGUGCAGAAGGCCCUUCUGCUCGGCGACGCAGGGCUGUGGUUGAUCAGUGCACGAUAUACAGAAUAAUUUCAUGGGCCAUCUAUGACACAGGCCUUUUCUUGGGAAACUUCAAACUGGAUGUUUUGUAACAAAAACUGCUUUUUGUCAGGCUAAACAGUUGCAAGUUGUAUUUUGUAGCCAAAUUGCAAUUUGUAUAAAAUUUUCAAUAAGAUAAAUGAUAAAAAUGGUGUUAGAGGCAUAGCAAAACAAUGCAGAAUAUAAUUAAUUAUUUAAACACCAAUCAGACCAGCUGCUCUUCACACAAUGCAUUCAGGAAUUCCUCAGCUGAUUAGGCAGGGGAUGAUCGGAUUAGAGAGCAGUGUUGUUCCAUAAUGUAGUUGGGGCACCAUGAUCCAAUGCCUCUAAAUCCCUCUAACACUAGUCAGUAUUGUGAAAUUUUUAGAAACUAGAGUGAAUCAGGAACUUGUCUUCCAACAACUGCCAUUUGUACCAUAGUUUCAUUUAGUUUGCUGAUGAAUUAUGUUACUUCAAGCUACUUUUUAAAGAAUUAAUCAGGUAUCCUGAUUGUUUUAAUCAGGGAAAUGUUGUCUUGCUUCCUUGUUUCUACAUCUUUUUAAUGUAUAGAUUCCCUUUUAGUUCCACUCAUUUUUUUCACAUGCUAUCUUAUUCACUUAUAAGCCCAAAACAUUUGGAAAAGGGUAAUUGAGUGGACUUCAUUAUUUCUGAUUUGUUGAUGCUUUUAUCCAAAGCAGCUUCCAGUGUUUGAUCCAUUUAUACAGCUGAUCAUUUUACUGUAUUAAUUUAGAUAUACUUAGAUAAUCUAGUUUUGGAUAAACUACCUUGUUUAAGGGUACUAUUAGCAGUAACAGGGAGUGGGAAUUUUACUGUAUAUACUGUGAAUAAAUGUGAAUAUUUAUAGUACAAAAUGUUUUGCAAAAAGAUUUAGUUUCUUUGAAUU
Molecule: messenger RNA, 11601 nt
Organism: Scleropages formosus (Asian bonytongue)
Lineage: Eukaryota; Metazoa; Chordata; Actinopteri; Osteoglossiformes; Osteoglossidae
Exons: 22
Coding region: 445-10584 (3379 amino acids)
Biological process (GO): lens development in camera-type eye; visual perception
Molecular function (GO): structural constituent of eye lens
Source: RefSeq, a predicted model, not a curated record